Messenger RNA from Chaetomium strumarium, 611 nucleotides. RefSeq lists its product as uncharacterized. The transcript is spliced from 2 exons. The record is from RefSeq and is a predicted model, not a curated record. NCBI's taxonomy places the organism in Eukaryota, Fungi, Ascomycota, Sordariomycetes, Sordariales, Chaetomiaceae. Bases 96 to 446 code for a protein of 116 amino acids.
AUCUUGACCGUCCUCAUGGCCUGCCUCGUGCAAGCCGUGCCUCUCGAGCGGCGCGAACUAGGGGGUGUAAGUGGACAAACCUUCAGAUACCCGAUAUGGGAUCAACAAACGAGUCUAAAUCUCACGGAUCGCAACAGGUUCUUAUCUGCAACGAAGCCAAUGCCAAAGGCCACUGUGAAUAUGCCGUCUACGAGCUCGAGAAAUGCUACAACCUGCCCGCCGGGCUCAUCAACAACGCGGCUACGUUUGCGCCUGAUGGCGAGGCCUUUUACUGUUAUCCAUACAUAAUGGAAUGCGGCGGGAUCUGCCGCUCACCAACGGGCUGCACCAUGGGAGCCGUGAGUUUCGACUACCCGCACAAGUUCAACCUUACGGCGGUCGGUUGGAACAAGUACAUCACGUCGUUUGACUGCCACCGCAAUACAACGGCGGAAGCAAACCAGUGAAGCACCUUGGUGGUGUCCGAACUCGGCAUUGGCAUCGGUGUUCGGCGUUGGUCGAGGCGGCAGAGGCAGAACGUUGUGGGGCCCCGUUUCAAACCCUCCGUUUACCCCGCCAUCGGCAGUCAAUCGAGGUGGGGUUCCGGCGAUGGCUUUGGCAUUCGGAAGUUA